GUUAGUAGUUCUAUUCAUAGAAUAGACUAAUAGACUACUAAAAACAUCAAUAAUUCCAAUCCAAUUCCAGUAUUACUAGUCUCGAAUUAAUUGAAAACAAAAAUGGAUAAUUUAAAACAAAGGUUUGAUAAAGAAGCUGUAAUAUAUUCCAACGAAUGUGCCACAAAUGAUGAUAAAAUUAAGAUAAAGACUGAAGAUAUUGAUAUUUCCGAACAGUUUUUGGAUACAAAAGGAAUUUUUUAUGAAAGAAUUGAUGAAAUAGAACAAAUUGGUAAACAAGAAAUAGAUAUUUUAACUGAAAAUGAAUGUAAUUCAGAAUAUGCAUUGGAAUCCUAUAACUUGGAAAAUGACAUAGAUGUUCCAAGUAAAUCAGUUAUGGAAAAUAAUCUCAAGAAAAAACAUAAAUGUCACACAUGUGACUAUAUUACCAAAAGCAAACACUAUCUUGACAAGCAUAUAAAUUCUGUACAUUUGAAUGUAAAACACUAUAAAUGUCCAUUGUGUGACUAUGCUUCAAAUUUCAUAAGUGAUCUCAAGAAACACAAUAAAUGUAUUCAUUUAAAUUUGAAAGAGCAUAAAUGUCACUUAUGUGAUUAUGCUACAAAUUUGAAAAGAAAUCUCAAAACCCAUGUGGAAUCUAAUCAUUUGAAAUUAAAAAAAUAUAUAUGUCAUUUAUGCGACUAUGCUACAAAUUACAAAUGUGAUCUUAAGAAACAUAAUAAAUGUAUUCAUUUAAAUUUGAAAGAACAUAAAUGUCACUUUUGUGAUUACGCUGCAAAUUUGAAAAAAACUCUCCAAAACCAUGUAGAUUCUAUUCAUUUGAAAUUGAAAAACCAUAAGUGUCAUUCUUGUGACUAUUCCACUAACAUCAAAACAGAUCUCAAAACCCAUAUAGAUUGUGUUCAUGCGAAUCUCAAAGAAUAUAAGUGUUACUUAUGUGACUAUGCUGCUAAUGUUAAAAGUGGUCUAAAAAUUCAUAUAAAAUCUAUUCAUUUCAAUGUCAAGGAGCAUAAGUGCCACUUAUGUGAUUAUGCUUCCAACAGCAAAUCGCAUGUAAAAAGCCAUAUUGAUUCUGUCCAUUUGAACCUAAGGCAGCAUAAAUGUUCUUCAUGUGAUUUUACUUCUAACUCUAAAGGUCAUCUUAGAAAUCAUAUUGAUUAUGUUCAUUUAAAUUUGCAGAAGGAGCAUAAGUGUCACAUAUGUACCUUUGCUACAAGCUUUGAAAGCCAUCUCAAAAGUCAUAUAGAAUCUGUCCAUUUGAAGUUGAAAAAAUUUCAAUGUGACUUAUGUGAUUUUGCAGCUAAUAAAAAAAGUCAUCUUGAAAGACAUGUGAAUUCUGUCCAUUUGAAUUUAAAGCAACAUAAGUGCCAUUUAUGUGAUUUUUCUUCUAAUAGAAAGUUUGAACUGAAAUGUCAUAUUGAUUCGAUUCAUUUGAAUAUUAAAAAACAUAAAUGUCACAUAUGUGACUACGCUACAAACAUUAAAAGACGUCUUAAAAGUCAUAUAGAUAGCAUUCAUUCAAAUCAAAAGGAACAAUAAUAACAUUUGUGUUAUUAUGUUGCCAAUUGUGGAAAAUACUGUUUAAAUUCAUAUGAUAACUGUUUAUUUCAAUAUGAAGAAACUUGAGUACCACUUAUGUGAUAUUAAGACCAAUGUGAAAAUAUGUAUAGUUUCAUAUUUUGACUAAGAGUCAAAAUUGAAAUAAUGAAUAUAUGUAUAAUAAAAAAUUCAAUUUGCCCUAAAUUUAAAAAUAUUAUCUAUGCUUUCUCAUCCCUCGUUCCUAAAAAAUUAGCCCUUAACCAAAUGUUAUU
Molecule: messenger RNA, 1811 nt
Organism: Harmonia axyridis
Lineage: Eukaryota; Metazoa; Arthropoda; Insecta; Coleoptera; Coccinellidae
Product: zinc finger protein 64-like
Exons: 2
Coding region: 103-1539 (478 amino acids)
Biological process (GO): regulation of gene expression
Cellular component (GO): nucleus
Source: RefSeq, a predicted model, not a curated record